CACUGAACUGAAAAAGCUGUACUGCCAGAUCGCCAAGACGUGUCCCAUCCAGAUCAAAGUGAUGACCCCACCACCUCAGGGAGCUGUCAUCAGGGCUAUGCCAGUCUACAAGAAAGCUGAACAUGUCACCGAAGUGGUCAAACGCUGCCCAAACCACGAGCUGAGCCGGGAGUUCAACGAAGGGCAGAUUGCGCCUCCCAGCCACCUGAUCAGGGUGGAAGGGAACAGCCAUGCCCAGUAUGUAGAAGACCCCAUCACCGGGAGGCAGAGCGUGCUGGUCCCCUAUGAGCCGCCCCAGGUUGGUACAGAGUUCACAACAGUCUUGUACAACUUCAUGUGUAACAGUAGCUGCGUGGGAGGGAUGAACCGGCGCCCGAUCCUCAUCAUUGUGACACUGGAAACCAGAGAUGGGCAGGUUUUGGGCCGCCGAUGUUUCGAAGCCCGCAUUUGUGCUUGCCCAGGCAGAGAUCGCAAAGCAGACGAGGACAGCAUCCGCAAGCAGCAAGUCUCCGACAGCACAAAGAAUGGUGAUGGUACGAAGCGCCCUUUUCGACAAGGAACUCAUGGCAUACAGAUGACAUCUAUCAAAAAGAGACGUUCCCCAGAUGAUGAGCUCUUAUACUUGCCAGUGAGAGGACGUGAGACCUAUGAAAUGCUACUAAAGAUCAAAGAAUCCCUGGAACUUAUGCAGUACCUUCCGCAGCACACGAUUGAGACCUACCGACAGCAGCAGCAGCAGCAGCACCAGCACUUGCUCCAGAAGCAGACCUCCAUGCAGUCACAGUCAUCCUAUGGCUCCAACUCUCCACCACUGAGCAAAAUGAACAGCAUGAACAAGCUGCCCUCGGUCAGCCAGCUAAUUAACCCCCAGCAGCGCAAUGCCCUGACCCCAACCACCAUCCCUGACGGCAUGGGAACCAACAUUCCCAUGAUGGGCACCCACAUGGCCAUGACCGGUGACAUGAAUGGCCUCAGCCCCACGCAGGCGCUGCCUCCUCCCCUCUCCAUGCCUUCAACGUCCCACUGCACCCCCCCUCCUCCGUACCCCACAGACUGCAGCAUCGUCAGCUUCUUAGCGAGGUUGGGCUGCUCAUCCUGUGUGGAUUAUUUCACGACCCAGGGGCUGACCACCAUCUAUCAGAUUGAGCAUUACUCCAUGGAUGAUCUGGUGAGCCUCAAGAUCCCGGAGCAGUUCCGCCAUGCCAUCUGGAAGGGCAUCCUGGACCACCGGCAGCUCCAUGACUUCUCCUCAUCCCCCAGCGGCGCCUCCACGGUCAGCGUGGGCUCCAGCGAGACGCGGGGGGAGCGGGUCAUCGACGCGGUCCGCUUCACGCUCCGGCAGACCAUUUCCUUCCCUCCCCGCGACGAGUGGAAUGACUUCAACUUUGACAUGGAUGCCAGGCGCAACAAACAGCAACGCAUCAAGGAGGAAGGGGAGUGAGCACCGCGGACCCUGCACCACCCCGCCUCGGCCACAAACUGCUCAGCCCUUGUCUUCCUUCUGCUUGGUACUGCACCCCUCGAUGAAGGGCGGAGGGAACCUUCUUGCUCACUCAUGCUGGGUUAUGCCCUUGAUGCUGUCUAGGUCAUGCUCCUGGAC
Molecule: messenger RNA, 1600 nt
Organism: Nestor notabilis (Kea)
Lineage: Eukaryota; Metazoa; Chordata; Aves; Psittaciformes; Psittacidae
Product: tumor protein 63-like
Biological process (GO): apoptotic process; regulation of transcription by RNA polymerase II; protein tetramerization
Cellular component (GO): nucleus
Molecular function (GO): DNA-binding transcription factor activity, RNA polymerase II-specific; protein binding; RNA polymerase II cis-regulatory region sequence-specific DNA binding
Source: RefSeq, a predicted model, not a curated record